Messenger RNA from Morchella importuna, 2220 nucleotides. RefSeq lists its product as uncharacterized. Gene Ontology annotation, molecular function: protein binding. The coding region runs from base 1 to 2220 and encodes 739 amino acids. The transcript is spliced from 6 exons. Lineage: Eukaryota; Fungi; Ascomycota; Pezizomycetes; Pezizales; Morchellaceae. The record is from RefSeq and is a predicted model, not a curated record.
AUGUCCCGGGACACUGUCUUCCGUGUACUGGGAGUCCCUGCGUUGGUCACCAUAACACAGCUGAAAAUUACAUUCUCAAAGGAAUUUGGUGAGGACUCGGCAAUCGACCUCAAGAAAUCAACAUUAUGUCCCUCCUGUUUCGGCGACGAUACUCAGGUUGCGCUCAUUCAAUUCAUCGCAGAGCCACCGAGGACGCUUAGUACCCUCCAAGCCGGUCAUCCCUAUGAAAUGGAGCUCGAAGGAGAUGAUAUCACUGUUGACAAGGACUUUUAUGGCCUGACACAACUGUAUCCCACCAGCGGGGCCGUUGUGGCGGAUGUAGUUGCGGUAUGCGGACUCAAUGGCCAUGCUUACGGAUCCUGGCGGGGGAGGGGCAACCUGCGUCGAAUGUGGCUACGUCAUUUCUUCUCACAGGAUAUUCCAAAUUACAGGACCAUGACUUAUGGAUACAAUUCGUGUCUCACGGCCCGUGCUGUUCAUACAACUCAGGACUAUUCGAAAGGGCUUUUAGAGGAGUUGAUAAAGGCGAGGAAUACCGAUCAGGAGAAGAAAAGACCUUUAGUAUUUAUUGGGCACAGUUUUGGUGGUGUAAUCAUUGUCCAGUCACUCGUACGAGCCAGAGAAAGCGACUUAGGCACCGAACAGAACCGGAUCUUUUCCGCAACUCAUUUGACGAUAUUCUUCGGCACGCCUCACCGUGGCUUCGUGGUCGAUGAUAUCCGCGCCUCACUUGAGGAAGGAUCGUCCCGCCAUAGCCUACUUGAUUCUAUCGAAAAAGGCGCAUCCAUUCUUGCGUCCGAACUUUCCCGUUUCAUCGACUAUUCUGACAAUAUCAAGAUUGUCAAUUUCUUUGAGACUCACCAGACCCGAAAGCUUGCACGGGGUGCUGACGGCAAAUUAUCUAGAUCUGGAGACUUUUUCACCGCCGUGGAGAGGGAAUCUUCCGUGUUGCAGCUCCCACGGAAACUUACGGAGUCAUUACCAGUUGAUGCUGACAACUCAGAAAUGGUCAAGUUCGCAAGCAAGAAAUCUUCACAGUCGUAUACCAGUAUUCUAAAGCACAUAAGAGAGUUCGUGGCGCACUACGACUUGACGACGACCGGAGCAAGCGAUCGUUUUCACACGGCAUACGCUGCUGUUCUUGGGAAGGAUGUAGAAGCGUUGAGGCGUCUUCUUAGGUCUCGACCUGAGGCAGUGAACGACAAAAAGAGAGGCACAACGCUUCUUCAUCUCGCUAUUGAAGACGGCGGAGAUUUAGAGGUGAUCACCACGUUGCUAGAGCAUCAAGCUUCUCUCGAUUCCGUUGACUGCAAAGGGAUUACUCCACUUUACCUGGCGGCCAGUAAAGGCUAUACGGAGAUAGUGGAGAUUCUAGCUAAAAACGGUGCUGAUAUCAAUGCCAUCUGUGAAAGAAAGGUGGCACUUCAUGUUGCCACGCUCGGCAGUCAUAAGGACGUAGUUUCGAAAUUGUGCUCUUACAAAGCAGAUACUGCAGCAGUUGUAGAUGACCAAUAUGGAUUUACGGCCUUGCAUCUUGCAGCUCGUACCGGAAACACCGAAAUAGUGAGUAUGCUACUGCUCGGGGGAGCGAAAAUAGACGCAAGAGGAAAAGACGAAGACACACCACUUCACUGCGCGGCCUGGAAUGGCCAUGUGAAAGUCAUAGAGUUGCUCAUCAAUCACUCGGCGGAUGUUACAGCAAGAGGGAUAAAGGGUGACACUGCUCUUCAUUUUGCGGUGUUUCAAGGGCACGUGGCGGCAGUUGGGGUACUUAUAGAUUAUGGGCUGGACAUCCAUGCAAAAAAUAACGAUGGCCAUACGGUGCUCCAUAUCGCUGCCGAUGCAGGUCUAGUUGAAGCCGCUCGGUGCCUUCUGCUUCUAGGGGCCAACCCAAGAGCGGUUGACAAUAAUCAGAAUAUCCCGUUACACUUUGCCGCGCAAAAUGGUCACGACCAGGUUGUCAGGCUCCUCCUUGAGGGGGAUGGUUUUGAUACCACUAGUUCGAGGGAUAUCAACGGCUACACCGCUUUACACACAGCAGCAUGGGGUGAUCAUUCGCGCGUAGUGCAGAUUUUACUUGAAUAUGGUGCAGAUGUGGAGGCGGUAGAGUGGGUCAGCGGGUAUACGCCGUAUACUCUUGCAACUCUGGGCAAGCAUCGAGAGGUACAGGUGCUCUUGUCACGACGAACACCCGGACCCUCAACAUCCCGAGGAGAAUGA